Molecule: messenger RNA, 228 nt
Organism: Chaetomium fimeti
Lineage: Eukaryota; Fungi; Ascomycota; Sordariomycetes; Sordariales; Chaetomiaceae
Exons: 2
Coding region: 1-228 (75 amino acids)
Source: RefSeq, a predicted model, not a curated record
AUGGGACCGUCGCUCAUCCGCACUCCUGUCGCCCAACUACCGACCUCGGCGCCAGGUGCCGCUUGUGUUGCAGCAUCUGCCCACUGCAAGGGCCCAGCCUCUACCGUCGUUACAUUGCCCAACAUCUGGAGGCGGCAAGACGAGCCCAAAGCGCAGAACAUCGCCAUGGAUAAUCUGGGACUCUUCACCGGCUCCCAGCCUGCUGAGCCUGAACUUCCAAUCGAAUAA